Molecule: messenger RNA, 780 nt
Organism: Homalodisca vitripennis (glassy-winged sharpshooter)
Lineage: Eukaryota; Metazoa; Arthropoda; Insecta; Hemiptera; Cicadellidae
Exons: 4
Coding region: 149-580 (143 amino acids)
Source: RefSeq, a predicted model, not a curated record
ACUUCACUGUAUUGCAGUUUGAUAACUAAUUCCUCCACAGUGUCGAUGACUCAGCCCGGGGAACUACAGUCGGCAAGGAAGUCGUAGGCGUGUCGCCAAUGCAACACAGUGUGUGUACUGUGCUGGAUGAGUGAACAAUUGCUACGGCAUGUCAGUGUUGUUUACGUUUUCGUCCAUUGUGCUCUUGGCGUCUUCGUCAAAUGUUCUAGGUGACGAGCCUUGUUGGAAAUCCGAACAAGACUUCCUGGAUGACGCACCACCAGAUGUCAUAUGUAGGGGGAACCUGAGAUGCUGCGGCCUGGACAACAUACAGUGCUGUCCUUUAGGAUCGCCUCUAGCCGAUUCCUCCCCUCAGACACUACUUCCCAGAGUUCCUGCACUAGUAGCUGUCUUCUACAUGGUCUUGAUCACCCUCAUCCUCUGGAUUCUCUGUAGGGCCAUCCUUUCGUGCCUUAGGAACCAGGACGACAUUGAAGAGACGCCCUUCGUGUUAGCAGUUUCAGAUGACGACAGUAAGGUGUAUCUGAAGAAACGAAGGCUCUCAAAAGAUAGCCCGGUCUACAGCUUUACAUUUCCCUGAGAUAAGAUCGCUAUGAAGUGCCAAACCAUAAUGCAAAGAUUGAUCUACGCCGUUUCCUCAAUUUAGAUAGCAACACACUUGUAUUGCGAUAGCUGUUAUAAAAUUACAAACUAAGUUUUCAAAUUUGGUCUGUAAAAAGAUAUUUUUGGUUUUGUAAUUAAUUGUGUCAGUAUUUGUAAAUAUAUAGUUAUUUAAGUUAG